This is a messenger RNA of Vollenhovia emeryi, 2054 nucleotides long. Its product is annotated as maltase 2-like. The coding region runs from base 12 to 1742 and encodes 576 amino acids. Gene Ontology annotation, biological process: carbohydrate metabolic process. The transcript has 2 exons. The record is from RefSeq and is a predicted model, not a curated record. NCBI's taxonomy places the organism in Eukaryota, Metazoa, Arthropoda, Insecta, Hymenoptera, Formicidae.
AAACAGUCAUUAUGCUUCGCUCGUGCAUUCUCGCGGUACUGAUCGUUUUGGCCGGUUCGAUCCGGGUCCAGGAAUCGAAUAAGGAUUGGUACAAGAACAGUCUCGUGUACCAGGUCUAUCCGAGAAGUUUCAAGGACAGUGACGGAGACGGCGUUGGCGAUUUGCCAGGCAUCACGAGCAAAUUGGAACACAUCGCGGACAUCGGCGCCGAUGCGCUAUGGAUGUCACCGAUCUUUAGUAGCCCGCAGGAUGAUUUCGGCUACGACAUUUCUAAUUUUACUGAAAUCCAUGAGGAGUACGGCACUCUAGACGACUUUGACGACCUCGUGGCGAAGGCAAAGUCUCUCGGGCUGAAAGUAAUCCUUGAUUUCGUGCCGAAUCACAGCUCUGAUGAGCACCAAUGGUUCCUCGAUAGUAUCGAAAAGAUCCCACCUUACGACGAAUAUUACGUCUGGCGUGAUAAGCGAAAAGAUGAAAACGGAGAGAGAAUACCACCGAACAACUGGUUGAGCGCUUUCGGAGGCUCUGCCUGGAAAUGGAAUGAAAAACGAGGACAGUAUUACUUGCAUCAGUUCGCUGAUGGACAGCCGGAUCUCAAUUAUCAUAACGAUAAACUACGGGAAGAAAUGAAAGACGUGCUGACUUUUUGGAUGGACCGGGGCGUGGAGGGCUUUCGCAUUGAUGCUAUCAAUCAUAUGUACGAGGAUCCCGAAUUGCGGGACGAACCAAUAAGUAAUCCUGAGUUAGAUCCCAAUGACUAUGACUACUUGGACCACAUUUACACGAAAAAUCGUCCCGAAACUUACGACGUUCUCAAAACUUGGAGGGAAUUGAUGGACAGUCACUCGGAGACCGCUGACACGAAAAUGAUCCUGACCGAGGCUUAUGCGGACUUGGAUCUCACUAUAAAGUACUAUCAGUCGGGUUCGACGGUGCCGUUCAACUUCGUGUUCAUCGCAGACUUGAACGACAAGUCCAGCGCGUCAGAUUUCAAGCGCUAUAUCGAUCGUUGGAUGAACAAUAUACCCGAAGGUGAAUAUGUUGCGAACUGGGUAGUGGGCAACCAUGACAAUCAUCGCGCGGCUACGAGAUUCGGCGAAAAACGGGCCGAUCAACUUAACAUGCUGGCGAUCGUUCUACCCGGCGUGAGCGUGAUUUACAAUGGCGAUGAGAUCGGUAUGCUCGAUAGACGUUUUACGUACGAGGAAACCAAGGAUCCUGCCGGACGUAAUGCUGGACCCGACAGAUAUUGCUACAAGUCGCGAGAUCCGGAAAGAACGCCUUUUCAAUGGGACGAUACCACCAGCGCUGGCUUUUCUACGAACGAAACAACGUGGCUUCCGGUGAACGACAAUUACAAGGAUUUGAAUUUGGCAAAGCAACAAAAGGAAUUUCUCUCUCAUUACAACGUAUUUAAACACAUGGGGCAACUAAAGAAAAAGCCUGUCAUCGAGCAAGGCUCCCUGGAGACUGCGUUGUACUGUUAUAAAUGCAGUUUCACAGAGAAUGUUUUAGGGGUGGUACGACGACAAGGAUCAUCCGUCGUAGCGGUCCUAGUGAACUUCGACGACACUAACAUCCCCGUCGUCAACGUUAGGACCUGGUUGAAUAUUUCGGAACAGUUGAAAGUCUAUACAUCUAGCGUGGAGUCCGUUCCUCCAGGAACGGAAAUUAAUAAUGAUGCCGUGUAUCUACCCGGUGCGGCCUCUAUUGUAGUAGCCACACUAGAUAUCUUUGAGUAAUUUUCUGCUUAUCUCGUAUUAUCCUAACGGAUAAUUCUUCAGUAAAGUGAACUUUCGAACAUACGUCUAUAGACGUAAGCUAGACAGUUUCUACAGGCAGAUCGUCUUACAUAAAUGUGAGAAUAAAUAUUCGAAGGAAAUGUAUCAUGUAAUAGGAAACAAAAGUAAAUUUGGAGUCACCGUGUUACUAUUAUUUGCAACGAACAUCAUUACGAUAGCACUUCAAAUCGAAGUAAUUAGUGCUGAUUUAUGUAUCUACAAGAUAUGUGUUUUUGUUUGACAGAAUAAAUUUUACUUCGGCCAGAAUAAAAA